Molecule: messenger RNA, 474 nt
Organism: Prorocentrum cordatum
Lineage: Eukaryota; Dinophyceae; Prorocentrales; Prorocentraceae
Source: the annotation of a GenBank genome assembly
AUGCUCUGGCCGCUGACGGUGCUCCCAAUCCGCGGCAUCCUCAUAGAGAUUACAGGGGAUGACACGAAGGAGGGCCAUUGCCUCGAGCGCGCCAUGUUGAGGCAGUGGCGCGCGCUCUGGCGCGUGAGGACCCUGAACGAGACCGAUGCCCACAUCCCCGUCAUCGCCGUCCAGGCAGGCUGUGGCUUCGGCGUCUCGGGCACCAGCAGCCACAGGAGGGAGGCGUGCGAGGCGCUCCUGCAGGAGAAGCGCGUCGCGAUUCGGAGGAAGGAAACCACGCAAACACAAACGUUCGGAGCUCCGCGCGAGUUUCUAGGAUCGGCGCAGGACACCUCCCUUCCUGGCGCGCCUCAGCGCGCCUGGGGCGGCGCCGGAGGCGACACCAGGGGUGCCCAGCGCGGACCCGAUAAGUCCGCGUGGACCUCUGAACGUUUAUGCCCGUGCAGUCGUCUCUUCCUCCAGCGAUGGCCGUGA